This is a messenger RNA of Manihot esculenta (cassava), 354 nucleotides long. Its product is annotated as protein ARABIDOPSIS THALIANA ANTHER 7. The transcript has a single exon. The coding region runs from base 1 to 354 and encodes 117 amino acids. The record is from RefSeq and is a predicted model, not a curated record. Gene Ontology annotation, cellular component: membrane. NCBI's taxonomy places the organism in Eukaryota, Viridiplantae, Streptophyta, Magnoliopsida, Malpighiales, Euphorbiaceae. Gene Ontology annotation, molecular function: lipid binding. Gene Ontology annotation, biological process: lipid transport.
AUGAGUCGUCUUGUAGCAUUUCUACUGGUUAUCCUCUUAGUUUCUCAACCAGCCAUGGCUCAGAAGCCACGGGACUUCAUUGACUGUUUGAGUGUGCUGGUGUAUUUCAGCUCAUGCAUAGGAUAUAUUGAUGGACGAUUUGGAGAACCAUCAUGGGGUUGUUGUAUGGGAGUUGAGGAACUCAAUAGGUUAGCAACUCAGAAUCAUGAAACGCAGAAGAUCUGUCAAUGCAUUGAACUCGUUGCAAGAUUAGGAGAUCCUCCUUUCCUUCUUGCAAACAUCAAUGCUCUUCCAAUCAAGUGUCAAACACAUCUCAGCUUCCCCAUUUCUGUUAAAAAGGACUGCUCGAAGUAA